Gasterosteus aculeatus aculeatus (three-spined stickleback) is the source of this 306-nucleotide messenger RNA. Lineage: Eukaryota; Metazoa; Chordata; Actinopteri; Perciformes; Gasterosteidae. The record is from RefSeq and is a predicted model, not a curated record.
CUGGUAGGAGGGAAGAUGGUCGCUGAUGUUUACUCCCGUCCCUCCCUCCAGGUCACCGCUCCGUCCUUUGGCCCCGUGAAGACCUACGAGCUGCUUCACCACAUGACCGGAAAAGGUCUGUCCGCCAAGUACCACUUCCCCAGGCAGCCGUGUCUGCACCAGCCCGGCAUGGUGGCCGUCCAGGUCACGCUGAGCAACGGCUCGGACCGCAGCCUGGAGGAGAUCCACGUGGGCGACCGGAGCCCGGCGAGCCUCAACAUCCACUGCUUCAACACCAUCGAGCGGCUGGAGCGGGAGGCUCGGUGA